CAUCCAUAAGUAAUUAUCAAAACAAUAGAUUUAAAAUUUCAGAGUUUAGCGGAAAUACAAGUUUUAACCCAAGAAGGUAAAACAUAAGAUUGAGCGCGCAGGCUCCAAAUAAAUUGUUUCAAAAUCAUGAGCAUAGUCUAGCAUUGAAAAUCUCCAUUUUCUCGGAUCAAAAUAGACUUUAGUCCUUUGGUUGCUUCAAACAAUAUCCAGCAAAUCUGCAAUCUAAAAAAAUGUUUUGGGGAGGAGGGGUCAGUACAACGCCACACCGUGUACUGGUGAGGAGCCACAAAUUCAGACUAUUAUAUUUUAUCACAUAAUCACAAGGGUUCCACAAAAUACUUAGUUAUUACUUUCAAAGUCAAGAUAAUAAAUUAUCUCAUAAUUUACGUCAUUAUAUUUCAAAAUCUAUUUCAACCUAAUACCAUAGGUCUGAAAGUUUCAAAACAAUUUAAAAUGAAGAUUUAAUUCUUCAAUUAUCAAAACUGAUAUCACGAGAACAACUAUUUCAAAGAAAUGGCUUUCGAAAUCUUUCGUCUUCUUUCCGUUUAUCGAAUAACUGAUAUCUCAUUCUCGAGAAAAACCAUUUCAAAGGAGACCGAUUUAGAAAUCUUUUUUUUAAAUCGUACAGUCUGAUGGGGAGCCCCUCUUUUGUGUUCAAGUUUACUGAUCAGGUUAUCUUGGAACACCCGUCGAGGUGUCUGAAAACUAUAUACAAUUUUGUUCUCACACUAUAGUAAAAAUAAUCCCGCGGGAUUUAUCCUUUGAUUUAGAGAAAAUUUCUCAAGAAAGCCUUAGGGUUUUCAUGGCUAAAGCCUAACCCUAUCCCCAAAAACUUCGGCGUUAGGGCGUGUUAGUCUUAGUGGUGGCGCUAAGCCCUAACACUUGGGAGGUACUCAAAAGUAACUCCUCUUAUUUGUGGGCUAGGAAGCAAUCACGCAUGACCCUUCCUACCCGUUCUAAUAAUAGCCUCCGGCACCCGGAUCUAUUAUUAUUAUGCGUCCACUUAGGGAGGCACUAUAAAGUAAUCUACGGCCGAGAUUUAUACACCGAUGACUCUAAAGCCAUAUACCUAAGGGCCCAACUAAUAAUAGCAUCUCGGUAUAAAAUACGAAGAUCUAUUAUUAUUCUGUGUCCAAAAAGAGACAAUAUAUUUUAUCCCGCAAUUUAGUACCCGAAGGUUAUAAAUCAUUUCAUAACAAUUUAAAAUGUCUAAAUCAUAACCUUUCAAUGUUUGGAGUGAAAUUAUGCGUUUUAUUAAAACUUAGGCCCAUUCCAUUUUGGCCCAAAACUUUAUUUUCACUAAAACCUACUCCCUUAUCUCAAAAAUUUAUCCUGGUCUCUGGUCCGUUCAUUUGCGUCGGAAGAAGGAGAGAGAGAGACAUCCCUUCCAGGCAAUCUUCCUCGUUUCCUUGUGCCGGCAGCGUCGUUCGUCGGUUUCGGAGAAAAGGCAGCAGCUUCGUUGUAACGAUGAAGGGGAGUGACGCAGUCGCUGACUUCGGCAAGGUACAAUCAAAACUUCUCAUUCUCAAUCAUUCCUAGACGCUAAUCGUUUGAAUUCUCCAAUUAGUUUCGCAAUGAUAUUUCAAUUCCUUGUGGGAUUAAUUCCCUUCUAUCUCUAUAUUUUGUAGGGGAUGGAUUCCUAACACAUUUCAAAUUCUCCCAUUUUGUAAAAAUGGAUAAAGGAUUCGAAGACUUCUUAGUUUAAGCCAUGUUAGUGAAACCCUAUUUCUUGAAAAAUAUGUUUGAGUAGAUUCUUUUGGUUUUAUUUUCAAAAUAUACUCAAAAUGUGAAAUUUACUCAACUUUUGAAAAAUGAAGAAACCUUGUGUAAAAUUAAGGUAUUUUAUCGUUUCCUCUGAAAUUUGUAAAAUCAAUUUGGGGUAGGAGUUUUGGUUUGAGAAAGAUGAUUUAAUCUCUUGUUUUUCAAAGAUUCUCAAAUAUUCACUUUUACAAUCAAAAUCCUGUAGAACCAAAUAAUGUAAAGUACAAUCCUUCAUCUGAGAGGGGUAAAAAAACAUUUCUUUCUUAAAAGAUUUAUAGUAGAGAACAUAAGUUAUGCUCAAAACAAGGUUUCACAAACCGAGGUAUAAAAGAAAUUACUCAUCACACUUCUUGAACUUUGGUAACAACUUUGUAGGAAAUCAUAUGUUGAUCUAAAUAGACUAUUAUGUUUAAAACAACUGCUUCUUGUGAAAAACCAAACUUUAAUAGAAGUAUAUUAAUUGUGGUUCCAACAUAACCUGUGUUUUGUUUCGGAAAGGCUUUGCAACGUAUAGUUAUAAAAACUACAUUUAGUCCCAGAUAUUUCUAAACCACAUUGAGUAAAAUAUCUCUGGGUAAAAACACCCCUGUUUCAAAAUGAGUGUGAUAAAAACGUAUCCUUUGUUAUAAAAUCUCAUUUAUCCAUGGCAGUAGGGAUAUAAUAAUUCCUAAAAAAUAGUUAUAAAAUCAAUUCAACUACUUAUGAUUAUAGGCUAAAAUGUAAUAUUAAGAAUUUAUAACCCACUCACCUGUGUUGGAGUUCUGUCACAGUUUGCUUAUUUCUUCAGGCUAUCCAUGAAAAAUUUCAACUCCUGCAAGGUGGAUGCUUCUCCAUUCUUUUCUAAAUGAAUGGUCUUGUUGGGUGUGCGGUGAGCAAGAGCCCUUCUCUUUAAUGGAGGAAUCAGUCAUUGAUAUCUUAUGGCCAGGAAUCCCAGGAUCAUGUGGAGAGGAAAGCACUACUCUGAUGCUUCAUCAAUUUGAUAUGAGACCCGUGAAGAUAAAUUCUUGGCUUACCUUUAUAGCUUUCAAGACUGAUCUAAACUUAAUACUUCAAAAAAUCUAGGCAGAAACUCUCUCUUUGUAGGGGAUGUGUGGAGAGGAAGAUGCUAGGGUCCCUUCCUAAUAAAUGAUGAUGAGGACAAAAUUGUGCAGGGGUUGUGUGGAGAGGAAAAGAUAUGACCUGCCCCCCUUAAAUGAGAUGAUGACUAUUCCUUAUGAUUUUUUCUUUUCUUUGUACAACCUGCCCCUCCUUUUAAUUGUGAACUUGGCAGUGGCUUUCUUCAAUACACACCUCGACAAUGUAAAUUGUAUAGUGAUGUUUUUUUUGAAAAUCCAUUACACUCUCUCACAGCUCAAAGUUAUUUCCAUUGUAAACUUCUAACUUUGUCAACAGGUUUUAUACAUGUAUACCAAGUGGGUCAUUAUAAAAUAAUGAGUCAUUU
This is a messenger RNA of Cuscuta campestris, 3202 nucleotides long. NCBI's taxonomy places the organism in Eukaryota, Viridiplantae, Streptophyta, Magnoliopsida, Solanales, Convolvulaceae. The record is from the annotation of a GenBank genome assembly.